This is a messenger RNA of Candidula unifasciata, 250 nucleotides long. The record is from the annotation of a GenBank genome assembly. NCBI's taxonomy places the organism in Eukaryota, Metazoa, Mollusca, Gastropoda, Stylommatophora, Geomitridae.
GACUCAUUCUGAGACCAUAGAUGCUAAAGACAAUUGGUGGGGCUCGGAGCGCCAAGCUUAUAUCAGUGGGAAAAUCCAUGAUGGUAUGGAUGAUAGCCUUCUUGUUGAUGUUGACUAUUGGCCACCAGUUUUGGAUAAUCGCUCUCUGAUAGAAGGUGACUGUCUACCUGGCUGGGUUCUUGACCGCAAACGAUGCUACCGAUACAUGGGAGGAGCUUUGCCAUUUGAGGAAGCCAAAAGAUUUUGCCAG